Molecule: messenger RNA, 2428 nt
Organism: Drosophila guanche
Lineage: Eukaryota; Metazoa; Arthropoda; Insecta; Diptera; Drosophilidae
Gene: Teh4
Exons: 8
Coding region: 207-1784 (525 amino acids)
Biological process (GO): regulation of sodium ion transport
Molecular function (GO): sodium channel regulator activity
Source: RefSeq, a predicted model, not a curated record
GCACCCCCACCACCAGUCCAUCCAGGCCCCAGUCCAGCAAACCAAAAGAGAAUCACCUUGAAAACAACACAGGGCAAAAGUGCAGGGUUCGCCGGAAAGUGGGCCACCAAAAUCAACAAGUCGUAAAUUAGCAGUUAAAAUUACAAAAAAAAAUCAGAACCGUAUCGAGACCCACUCCCAGGAAGUAGUAUAUCCAAUCUAGGGGCAUGGCGAGACGCAAGAACAAGCCGCGCCUCAUACCCGAGCAGGACAAGCGCAUCUGUCGUGCCAUUUGCCUUUGCCAGCUGACGAUGGUGCUCUCCUGCGUGUCCAUUGUCUAUCUCAGCGUGGCCAUCUAUUCACCCUCCAUGAAAGCCUUCAAGUCCGGCUUCGAGCUGGAUCCGGUCAUGUGUCAGACCGUGGACCGUCAGAUGCCCAACAACUGCCCCUGGGCCUCGUGCGGCGAGUGGUGUCUGACCCGCACCAGUGGCUUCUGUCCACAGAUACACUCAGUGGUGCGUCGAAAUGGCACUGACAUUCAGCUAAACAACUGCACGCGGGUGACCAACACCUCCUGUGCCAUGAUUGACAUGAGUCGCCUGAACAAAUUCAACUGCAACAAUGGCACCGCCUGCAACAACAUACGCGGAGUGUUCAACUGUUCUAAUGGUCACUGCAAGAACAUGUCGGAGUUCUUUUUGUGCCAUCACAAGGCGGAUGGACCAACGAUAAACUCUGCCAAGGACAACACCAAGCUGAAUGGUUUCUUCGAAUGCCAUGGCGUACACUGCACAAAGAUCAAGAAGCCCUUCGACUGUGAUCGGUACUGCUCCAAGAUAACCACAGCCAAUGUCAACACGUUGAUCAUGCAUGAGGAUAAUGUCAUUGCAGCGGAUUGCGAGAAUGCCGUGGCCUUUAAUCAGGCACGUGGCUCCGAGCACGGUGUACGCAUCGAUCCGGUGGAAAUUUGGAAAGAGGACGAUGGCAACCUGUUGACCAACUGCGCCACAGUCACUCGCGAGUCCGACAAUCGCAUCACUGCCACGGAUUGCCUGAAUGGCACUCUGCUAGCGCACGAUACGCUGCCAGCUCCCUUCAUGAACUUUACGCAGUUCUGGGCCAUCUAUGAGAACAGCACAAGAGCCGUGGAUCCCGAGCACCAGCGAUAUCUGCCAAAUCAGGCAAAUCUCACCAUUUACAACUGGAAGAAACUGUACAUCAACCUCGAGGGCUGCGUCAAUACGCUGCGGGGCGAGUGCAAGGACUUUGUGGCUCGCUAUGGCAACGAUGGGGACAACAACACCGCCCAGUCACGCUAUCAGUGUUAUUACAACAAGGAUGCGAAUGUGGAGUUUGUGGUGGCACGCUACGAUCUGGAUAAGGUGUACAGGGAGCUAGUGGUCUCGCUGAUUGUUCCCAUUGUGCUGUUUGUGAUCUCCUCCAUUUCCCUCUGCAUCAUCACAAAGUCCGUCAAGGUGGGCGACGAUGCCAAAAUGCGCUGCGUCUGUGCCGGCGAUGAGUCGGAAGAUGAUGUAUUCGGAGCGGGGCCAGCGGGCAAGCAACCCGAACAAAUGUACGACACAGAUGACGAUGUGGUGGACUUGGAGCACCAGGCAGUGGGUGGCCAGGAGCUGGAAGAUAUUGUUGGUCUACCGCUCGACAGCCACGAAAUGAUUGGCAGCACCAAGUCCCUGAUACCCCUGAGUCCCACUGGGGACUCCAACACGAGUGAGCAGCACUUUGACGAGGACCAAGAGAAGGCGGCCAAGUGCGAUGUGCCCGAGAAGCCGCUGGUUAUCCUCUAAUGGGAGAACUCGAUGAGAACUGGGUCCAUGCUUGGAUCCGUAUAUAAAACAGCACCAAAACUUUAUGUGGGAACUGAAGAUUCGAUUAGAUUCUAUUCGGGGCAUUUAUACAACGUUUAUAGGAAAUCCUAAACAGAAUAGAACCUUGGCUUUUCAUGAAUACAUAUAGAUACAUACAUAUGUAUAUAUUAUAGUGGAAACGCACACAAUGUACUUGUACUUAUACUACAUAGAACCGCGAACCGAUCGAAGGAACAAGAGCUUUAUUUACCUGACAACUCCCCCACAACACAACACACUGAGAAAAACCCCCACUGCAAUCCCAAAGCUCGCAGUUGGUUCUGGUGCCUUAAGAGUUGCAUUUAAAAGACACCAAAUGGAAUUUACAUUUACCCACCAAACCCAACAUCAGCUGAAGUACCAAAAAAGGAACUAGGAACUCGAACUAGACACUCGGAACUAGGAACUAGGAACAUGAACAGUAGAAAUAGUAGCUCCCUCUUGCGAGCGGAGCUGUGUUUACUUUAUGACAAAGCCAGAACAGACCAAGAAGGAAAAUCUUCUCUAGACUUUUCGUUAAACUAGUUUCGAUCUUUUUUGAUUGCCUAUACACACUGGGAAGUAACUAAACUCGUAGAUACAUA